GAUAGUAGUACUUAUCACCAUUCCAUCCAGCUAUCCACACACUGCACUGUUCUGUUCAGAACCCCCGAAGGCAAAGACAACACAAGAAACAGAUACACAGAUCUAGAUGAAAGAGCAGAAGGGGCGCAUUUUCUCUCAUUAGAUUCGAUUCGCCUUGGAGCCAAUUAAGGCUCUGAGAUGCACCAUAAUUCAUUUGGGGUUCUGCUCUUCGGUGGCGAAAUUCAGUGGGAGAAGGAGCGAUAAUUCCUCACUCCAAUAUAUAUACAACAUACACCACUACUAUCAUUUCAGUUUAUCUGUGAUUUCAAUCCUGCAUGUCCACAACAGGGGUGAUGGCAGCGACAGAGAAGUCUGCGACGGUGAUGGAAGCGGAGGUGCGUUCGGUGACGUGCUACUGUUGCGGGCUAACUGAGGAUUGCACUGCGCUUUACAUUGACGGCGUGAAGGAGAGGUACCAGGGUCGUUGGAUUUGUGGGCUGUGUGCUGAAGCAGUGAAGGAAGAGGGUUUGAAGUUGAAAGAUGUUGAUGUUAACACAGAUGAAGCACUGAAGCGCCACAUGAAGUUCAGAUCUUUUGCUUCUAGUCCUCCCAAAAAACCCACCCAAGACUUGAUUCUUGCAAUGAAACACCUUCUUUUUCGAUCUUUGGAUUCUCCCAGGAAGGAUUCUUUGACCUGUUCGCCACUGGCUAGUUCCCACAAAUGUUUUUCACCUGGAUCCUCGAAGGGAGAGCCACAAGAGAUAAUCACCAGGGAGUAGUAUCUGCUGACUUCCGUGCAUGCAGAGGAAAACUUUAUUUACUUAUCUUGAAUAAUUUAGUAAUGCUUAAUUUUGUAUUUCUCUGUCACCUUGUUGUUUAGAUUGAAUAAUUGGUCUGUGUUUUUGUGACAUUUUUAAACUGAAUGGAUGAUUUGGCAGGAGUCUUCCUCCUUCCUUGACUUCAGUUUAAAUGUCAUGAAUUUCCCUUCUUUGUCUGUGUCUGUUUGACCCAGUUUAGACCAAGUAUGACACUGUUUUUCAAUGUUUAAACAAGUUGCACGAUCAUGUGUCUGUGCUGGUAA
This is a messenger RNA of Vigna angularis (adzuki bean), 1060 nucleotides long. RefSeq lists its product as uncharacterized. The transcript has 2 exons. NCBI's taxonomy places the organism in Eukaryota, Viridiplantae, Streptophyta, Magnoliopsida, Fabales, Fabaceae. Bases 315 to 758 code for a protein of 147 amino acids. The record is from RefSeq and is a predicted model, not a curated record.